Aureobasidium vineae is the source of this 1293-nucleotide messenger RNA. Lineage: Eukaryota; Fungi; Ascomycota; Dothideomycetes; Dothideales; Saccotheciaceae. The record is from the annotation of a GenBank genome assembly.
AUGGUCGACGAUACCGACAACACCCAUGCCCUACAAGAGUAUUGGGAACACAACCGUAUAUCUGGUGAAGAUGAAUCAGACCUUGCCCACACCCGACGGAAGCCACGCGCCCUGUCUGAUGCUGCCGGCUUGCAUCCGACCAACCCUACUCUGUCUCAGCACCAUCCCGCCAUGUCCUUGGCCGAAAACCUCGAUGCCUUCGGUCCUCUUAUCUUCCCACUUCAGAGAGCUGCACUUCUCAAGAAAUCCAUCUUGAUCAUGUCUCCGGCACCCGUCCAAGCUGCCUGCAAUCUUGUCUACAACUUGUCUGUCCUAUCAAACAUCCCACCUUCGGCAGCCGACAUGGCUCGAGACAAGGAAGCCUUGUACCCGCUGAGGCCUUUGUUCAAUGUCGGCAUUCAUGAUAUAGACUACCUAUCUCAAUUGGCCACCAAGUCCAAGCCGCAAAACUCCUGGAUCGCAUGUAGCACCGAUGACAUCUUAGCAACCAAGACAAAACUUUUUGACGUACUUGUCGAAUUACCACCACAUACAUCUGACAAGUCUGCCACUAGACAAUGGCCCCAAAUCCGUACCUCUAGCGGUCAAGAAAUAAAGGCAACCCAGCGUGACCUGAGGCGCUACUACAUGCUCAAGCGAGAGCUGCACAGAGUGCAACAACAAAACCCAACAUAUCACGACGCAGAAGCCGAGCAGUCAAUCGAUGACAAUCAGAGUGAAAGCGCUCCACUGGUUCCAUCAAGCCAACACCAAAACAAUGACUCUGAACAAUAUAUCCAGCUUGAAGGAGAAACAAAAUUGGUCGAACGUUCUUCUUGGGCCUCGAUUGCAUAUACUAGUUUCCUCUGGUGGGCCUCAGCUGGAGAAAAAGAUACUCUGUUGAACGACGAGGCGUGUCAAGAUGCAAGAUUACUAGACAAUCUGCCUCUGCCAGCUCCGAGCAAGCACAAUCCGAGUAAUGGCAGGAGGCACUCUUCUGUUCACGACGAAGUGGAAGGGAUCGAUGUGGAGUCUCAAUCGAUGGCAGUACUUUUGAUAGCGUAUUCGCAUCGCCUUACUACACUGGUCAUGGAGACGCUGGCUGAGGUUGUCGAAGCUGCCGACGCUGAGGCUCAACACGGAGACGAGACUACGAUAACCAUCCACAGCGAAGACUUGAGAAGAAUGGGUUUGGAUGAAUGGAGCCAGAGUGAUGGAGAAUUUGUGAAAGAAAUGGCUGCACUGUAUUUUGGACGAGAACACGUCCAAACGGUCGGCCGGACAGUCGACCUUUGUGGCAUUCAUGUUUGUUAA